Messenger RNA from Aspergillus tanneri, 1575 nucleotides. RefSeq lists its product as uncharacterized. NCBI's taxonomy places the organism in Eukaryota, Fungi, Ascomycota, Eurotiomycetes, Eurotiales, Aspergillaceae. The record is from RefSeq and is a predicted model, not a curated record. The coding region runs from base 1 to 1575 and encodes 524 amino acids. The transcript is spliced from 2 exons.
AUGGAUUGGGACCGCAAUAGAAGAUUUGACGAUCACCGCGGCGGAGAAAGCUAUCGUCCAGCAAAUUCUCGCAGCUAUUCACGACGCAGUAGAUCUCCCCGAAAUCGGUCUCCCCGCCGAGUUGCUGAUACGUGGGUGCCAUCUCGGAUAUACGGUCGUGUGCGCAGUCGUUCGCCUCCAGCUUUUAGGCGCCGUUCAUCUCGGAGCCCCCCAUAUCAUAGCAGGGAUACCAUCUCCAAAUCCUACACGAAAGCAUGCUCACCUCAGCGACGCCAGUCCCCUCGGCGAGAAGGAAGACCCAGUGCCCCCAUACAAACUUCAUGGCGUCCGAAGUCGCCAUAUUGCGAGACUCGGGACAUCUCUGGCGGACGGACUGGCUUUAAACGGCACCGAGAGCUAUCACCGCACGCCCAAGACUCCAGGCCUCCUAGAAGAGAGCGUCCUGCACUGACUACAGCUGAUCAAUACCCGAGAUCUAAUUCCCUGUCAAGAGAUGGCUCGUUCCGAGAAAGUUUACCUCGCACACCAACUGUCUUCCGCCCUCGAAGCCCUCUCCAGGAGCGUCGUCGCGAACGUUACAUUGUGGAUAAUUUUUCCCACAAGCGAGGAUCGACAUCACCACGGGGUGUCGCAUCGAUGCAAAAUUCAGCUAUUGAAUCUGGAAGUACGUCAAGACGGUCAUCACCGUUUACCGAUAGAUUCUCUACUACGUUCAUGUUUUAUACCAGCGGUCGAUCGCCAGGUUCUCACCCUAUCAACCGUCAGCAGCCGUACAGGAACUCAGAGAACUCUCCCAUUAAUGGCCGUACCCCCAAUCCAAACAAAGAUAAUGUAACGGAUGUGACUCUAAUUGCUGGCCGGGAUGCUCCAUCAACCCCUAGAGGAGACUUUGACAAGCGAGAUAAUGGCCAAUCUGUUGAUAUUGCGGGAACCGAAUACAGUAAGUUAAAUGUUGCAUGUCCCCCAGGCUGCCCCAAGGCGGCCUCCAAUGCCGUGCAGAAUGAAUCCCCCCCAUCUGGCCCUUCGCAGGGUCCCAAGUCCUUGUCUUCCCAAAACCGUGGGUUGAACAUUUCUUUACUGUCGGCACCAACCCGUCCUCGUGGAGGUCCGAGUUUUAAAGAGGGUAUAUGGGGACCCACAGCGCGACGUGGGCCUUCGUCAGCCAGUUCUAAUAUACCUCCCUCCGGUCCACGCAGUCAUUUGCCAUUGGGUCCAAGCACCGAAUUUCAUCGCCAUGCUGCAUAUCGACAAAAUAGCGUUACAACGCCAUCAUACCCUCGAACCCCAAAAUAUACGAGCUACUUCGCGGGCCUUUCUUCGAUAGUCCCAGGAGGAAAACUUCUUUCAUCUAGCAUGGAUAUUAGCGUUGAGAAGCGACUCUCUCAAUUAGACGCAGACAAGGACCGGCUGUUUGAGCAGAUUGCGGACAUCCAGACGUAUAAACGAACUGGGGUUAGGGAUUGGGACAAAUUUGAUAGAGAGAGCUCUAUUUGUGCCUUGAAGAGCGAGUUAGCAGAAGGGCAUCUACAAAGUAUAACAGAGUGUGAAAAUGUGCAUGCGAACGCUGUUUUUUAA